Molecule: messenger RNA, 2031 nt
Organism: Podarcis muralis (Common wall lizard)
Lineage: Eukaryota; Metazoa; Chordata; Lepidosauria; Squamata; Lacertidae
Source: RefSeq, a predicted model, not a curated record
CUGGCAGGUCCCUCAGUGCGAGAAGUGAGGUUACUUCUCGGUUGUCGUGACUGCCCUGUGGAACGCCCUCCCACCAGAUGUCAAGGAGAUAAACCAUCAUACGACCUCCCUAGACGCCUGAAACGCCUCCCCCGCCCCGUGGAUGUUGCAGGAAAGUAAAUGAAAAUCCCGAUGGAGGACAAAGAGGCAGUGUCAGAGUGACUGACAAGCUGAGAUACAACCCAUCAUCAUCCGAUGACAGUGACUGCAUGAAUCUUCCCAGUCAAAGGACCCAUUUUCAUGAUAGACAGUGCCUGGGGCUGGAGGCUCUACACACCGGGUGUGCCUGUGCAGGCCAAAGACUGCCAGUAUUAGCACAGGUGAGGGCUUGACUUCAGGUGCAGCAGAAUUCCCCAGCCCCCCAAGGAUUUGAGACCUAUCAGCUAUCCUCACCUCGUUUUGCCGGCCGGUUGAAGCCAUUCCUGGGAUUGUGGCCCCUGAUUCAUCCUGACAGCUUCUGGAAGGCACAGGAUUUGCUUUCCUCCCACUCUGAAGAAGGUGAUGGAGAAAACAUUCAGAAAUCCAGGGGAUGGGGCACCUUUCAUUUCAUUAGGAAUAGAAAUUAAAAUGUGUGAAAUGUGGAAUAUGCUUCAUUGAAUGAGGACACAUAGCUCACAUCAAUGACUCCGAGAGGAGAAGCCAUUUAAAGGUAUGGAGAGUGGGAAACAUUUCACUGAUAGUCGAAAACUUAGAACACAUCAGCGGACUCACAUGGGCAAGAAAGGAUUCCAAUGCAGGGAGUGUGGGAAGAACUUCAGUCAGAGAGGACUCCUCAAUAUACACCUGCGGACUCACACAGGGGAAAAACCAUUUAAAUGCAUGGAGUGCGGAAAAAGCUUCCGUCAGAGUGGACACAUAAGUGCACAUCUACGGACUCACACGGGUGAAAAACCUUUUAAAUGCAUGGAAUGUGGAAAAAGCUUCAGUCGGAGUGGACAUUUAAGUUCACACCUACGGACUCACACGGGUGAAAAACCAUAUAAAUGUAUGGAGUGUGGAAAGAGCUUCAGUAAGAGUGGACACCUCAGUAAACAUCACCAGACUCACACAGGGGAGAAACCAUAUGAAUGCAGGGAGUGUGGGAAGAGCUUCAGUCAGAAUGCAGACCUUAAAUUACACCAGCGAACUCACACUGGUGAAAAACCAUAUAAAUGUAUGGAGUGUGGAAAGAGCUUCAGUCAGAGUGGACACCGCAAUAUGCAUCAACGGACUCACACAGGGGAGAAACCAUAUAAAUGUAUAGAGUGCGGAAAGAGCUUUAGUGAAAAUGGAGCCCUUAGAAUACAUCAACGGACUCACACAGGGGAAAAACCAUUUAAAUGUAUGGAAUGUGGAAAGAGCUUCAGUCAGAAUGCAGACCUUAAAAAACAUCAACGGAUUCACACAGGGGAGAAACCAUAUAAAUGUAUGGAAUGUGGAAAGAGCUUCAGUUUCGAUGCAGGCCUUAGAUCACAUCAACAGACUCACACAGGGGAGAAACCAUAUGGAUGUAUGGAGUGUGGAAAGAGCUUCCAUCAGAUUGGAACACUUAGAAUACAUCAACGGACUCACACAGGGGAAAAACCAUUUAAAUGCAUUGAGUGCGGAAAGAGCUUCAGUCGAAAUGGAUACCUUAGAACACAUCAACGGACUCACACAGGGGAGAAACCAUAUAAAUGUAUGGAAUGUGGAAAGAGCUUCAGUUACGAUUCAGGCCUUAGAUCACAUCAACGGACUCACACAGGCAGGGGAAAACCAUAUGAAUGUAUGGCAUGCGGGAAGAGCUUCAGUCAAAAAGGAGACCUUAAAUUACACCAGCAGACUCACACAGGGAAGAAUCCAUUUUAAUGCAUUGAGUGCGGAAAGAGCUUCAGUCAGAAUGGAGACCUUAAAACACAUCAACGGAUUCACACAGGGGAGAAACCAUAUAAAUGUAUGGAGUGUGGAAAGACCUUCAGUAAGAGUGGACACCUCAAUAUACAUCAACGGACUCACACAGGGGAGAAACCAUUU